Molecule: messenger RNA, 891 nt
Organism: Oldenlandia corymbosa var. corymbosa
Lineage: Eukaryota; Viridiplantae; Streptophyta; Magnoliopsida; Gentianales; Rubiaceae
Source: the annotation of a GenBank genome assembly
AUGUCAGCAGUUACCCUACAGAGGCCUGGUUUCUUGAUAAAACUUCCUUGCUGCGGGAUCAAAACUCUGAAUUGCAAGCAGAGAAUUUCAUAUUCUUUGAAAAUAUCAGCGUAUUCGGGUUCUUCAGAAACAUGGCAAAAGCAACUGGAAUCCCCAAAAGGGCAUGCAGAAGCUUCAGUACUUCCUCAAUUUGAGCCACUUAACAUCACUACUCCAUCAAAGCUCCAAUUUGACAGGCUGCAACAAGUUGAGGAUCAUGGACUAACACAAGAAAACAGGCUGGAAUUCGGGCAGUUUGUCGCCCGUGAGGCUUUUCUUGAUGAGGAAUUUUGGGUAGCAGCUUGGCUGCGAGCAGAGAGCCUCUGGGAAGAUAAACUCCAUGACAGAUUUGCUGACAACUACAAGAGAAAGUUUGCCGAGCAGGAAUUUAAUGCACUGAAAAGGAGAUCUAGAGCAAAAUUUGGAAACAGAUCAACCUGUGUUGUGGCAGUAAAGAAGGAAAGCAGAGAUGUGAAGCGUACUGUGGUGAAGAGUGUCGUUGGGACGCUAGAUUUCAGCAUCCAAUUCUUGCAACAGGGAGAAGCUUUUCCAGGGGUACCUGGAACAUCUCCAUUGUUUAGCAGCAAAGAUACAAAAACUUGCAACAGAUAUGGCUACAUUGCCAAUUUAUGCGUUGCAAAAUCAGCUCGGCGCCUAGGUAUCGCUAGCAAUAUGUUGCUCUUUGCUAUUAGGUCGGCCAAAAGAAGUGGUGCAAAACAAGUGUUCGUUCAUGUUUACAGAGAUAAUACAGCUGCAAAGCAACUUUAUUAUAAGAUGGGUUUCGAGGAUGUUGAACCUGUGGCGUUCGACAAACCGGAUGAACAAAUUCACUUGCUUCGUUUCGAAUUAUGA